AGCACACACUUAUGGCAAUAUCAACAACUUACACCUUUGCUGCACUGCUAUUAUCUAUCUUCUUCCUUUCUCUGCCACUCCAAUCAGGUGGGAUAGGGAUGGGGGCAUCAAUGGAUGAUGAGGUGAAGAAGGAGAUAAAGAUGGGGUUGGGAUCAAAACCCCCUGCUUGCCUGAAUAGAUGCAUGAGUUGCAGGCCAUGUGUGGCAACCCUAGCAAUACCAUCCCAAUCCCAAAAGAGGAGCCCCUUCAUCUAUGUCAAGUUCUCUCAUGCUCAAGAUGACACCUAUUAUCUUCUCUCUUGGAGAUGCACCUGUGGGAACAAACUCUUUCAACCCUGAUACUCAAAUUCUAUAUUUAUGUAAUGUAAUUCUUCAUCAACUAUAUUUGUCUAUAUAUGGUUUCUUCAUACAUGAACAUCACCCAUAAGGUUUCUUGA
Salvia hispanica is the source of this 436-nucleotide messenger RNA. The record is from RefSeq and is a predicted model, not a curated record. Lineage: Eukaryota; Viridiplantae; Streptophyta; Magnoliopsida; Lamiales; Lamiaceae.